ACAACAACAACAACAACAACGACGACGACGACGACGACGACGACGACGACAACAACAACAACAACAACGGCAAUAAAAGUAGAACUGGUCGUAAAUAGGAAUCGUUGCAGCUGAGCUAGCCAUUGAUCGUUGUUAUACAACGAGAACUACGACAAAUACUGCUACAACUACGGGCAUUCGAAAACUCGACAACACAGUCAUAUAGCAGUAGGUAACGAACUGACCGCGGACGGAAUCACAUAGCUCUAGGCUCGCUGUGUGUCGACAGGGUGGAAAAAAUCGACUAGUCGGAAGAAUUGUGAUAUAGUGAUCAGCAAGGGGUGGCAGGGGUGUGCACCUCAGGAGAUGGAGCGAACAGCAGCAUGAAACGUAGCUGCCACUUAGUGAGGCGUGGGGGAAGUGGUGCACUGUCCGAUAGUCGAGUCAACCAGGGCCGCCGUUAUUUGACAGUAACAGCAAAAGGAAACAACAACAACAUCAUCAGCAGACGCAGCAGUAAAGGCCUUUGUCAGGUGCUUUUUCAUUGUGGUCAUGUCGUGAUCGUGCUCGCGUAACAAAUGCUCAUCGAUGAUAGAUCACAAGGCGAGAUAGAACCGAUAGACAACAAAGGCAGUGACGACGAAGGCGAGCCUGAGCGAAACGGCCAUCACGAAAACAAACGGCAGGACAAGUCCACAAAGAAACAGCGGUCACAACAAGCGCAGGCACAACUGUGCGCGCCGCUUUGCUGCAAAUGCAGUUUAUAUUUAAUCAAUAGGCAAUUAUUGCAAGGUAGAUUUACUACAGGUGAUUGUGUUGCUAUUGAGUUAUAGCGUUAAAACGCCACACGGCGGCCCCAUAGCAUGGUGACGACAAAUCCGGCAGCGAAAAGAAUAGCGCGCAUCAAAACAAGAGUACGAAUUGUCGAAACAGAGCCGUAACACGGCAGCAACGGCACAAAUCGAAACGAGCGGUCAGGGGCAGCAAACGAUUGCGGGGCAAUUCGGGCCGCCGAGAAAAGCAUCAGCACAUCAAAACAAGCCUCGGUGGAAGGAACGGCUACACGAGUGAUCGGAGCUGAAUAGAGAGAGAUGUCUAACAGGCAUCUGCGAAUAUCAGUACUGAGUGUAUUAUCAUUGACUGGAACGAACCGCAGCUUUUCGAUGCCAACGGGUGGCGUUUCGAGUUCUAGUCGAAUUCGAUAAUUCUCGUAGUCAAGGGGUUCGGAACGUCAUCGCUCUAUCGAGCAGUAGUGCUCGUGAUUCACGCGACAAAUUGUCACAGACAAACGAUUCGGUUUGACCAUCGACGACAAGCAUUCCUAGAAAAUGCUUGCCUCCACACGAGACAGUGAGGAAGAGGCUUGCUUGUGUCGGUCUCAGACUGACAUAUGCAUUUGACGAUUUUGCACGGCGCGUCCGAAGUCGUUCAAAUAGCUACUAAGCAAAAAGACGACGUUAUUAAAUAGCCAGUGAAAAUAAACCUGUUGGCCGGCAAACGCUAAGCGAACGGCGGGGGUCACACAACAUACGUGAGCGGUUGUUGCUGCCGUUGUUAUUGUUAUGGUUGUUGUUCAAGUUCGUUUUCUUUACACUGCAGCACUUCCACACUGCGAAUAAUAAGCUCUAUGAAGACACCGUAAUAAUGUACCGAUAAUUAUUGGUACUUUUACUAAAACGGAGAUUGGAUGUUCCACCUGUGUCCGAUCUUGCCGGCGACCCGCUACUGUGAUAGCUACAGCGAAUCUAUCAGGAAAAGCUGCCUCUUCGUUGACAGAUAGCGGUCUUUUCAGACUAUCCGAGUUAGUCUGACAGUGAAUUUUUCUUUCGUAGCUUCCACCGUCGUCGUUGUCAGUAUAAAGGUGAUUUAUUCACGCGGAAUAUAGUAUGUGUUAUAUAGUCCGGUGAAGUAUUUUCGUGUGAGCCCGCAGCAACUGGCCGGUGCACCAAAAUUGUUGGUACUACGAACGCAGCUUUGGGAUCGCAUAGACAAGGUCCGUUUGAUACUAAAUGCCCUCAUCGUGUCUGUUGUGACAACGGCGAACAGUGCAGAAGCGGCUGAUCUUUCCUUACCACAGACACACAAAUAAUACGAAAACGCCAGCGUGUCUUGAAGCCUCGACUGAAUUUCGUGGUAAUUUAAAAAUCAUUGUUUACUGUACAAAGUGGCCAUCCAGACAUACGAGAGUCGUCGAAUAUUGUAUUUUGUGCAAUCUCGUCGUCGCUCAAUAGUCUCUCGCGGGGUAGCAUUACUUUUUAUAUAGGGAACGACGAAAUGAGCUUAAGGCGAACAUAGCGAGGGCAGACUGUAUUCGUGUGUGGCUAUGCUGCUACUGGAAAUCACUCGUAAAACGCUGUCUUCCACAUCCAACCAGCAAUAGGAGGCCAGAAGCCAAUACGCGUCUCUUAUUAGUCCUGAAGAAGCUGCGGUAGAAGCACCAGCAGUAGUACAGCGCGCACGUCAUAUCCACGAGUAUUACAAGCAUAGACAGGGCCCCCUGCCAGGGCCAAUGAACAAAAAACAAAUCUGCUCCCCAUGUUCUCUUAUGCGAGAACGUAGCCUAGACCAUUUCGGAACUUCUAAUCUAAAUUAAAGACAGUCUCGUGGUUCAGGUCUGUUACGGGCAAUCUCCGUUGCCUAACGACGACUUGGUAGCUCUCGUCAGAAUGGCACUGCUUUCUCCAGAUCGGCUACGCUUUCAUUUGCCAACGGGCAUCGACAGAAAGGUAUAGAAAGAAAGUAAUAACAGAGAAGGCUUAAGAAAUCGACAAACGCUGCAGAGUUCAGGGUGUCACGAGCACGCGAGCGCACGUUAUUCACUGCGAAGCCUGGCUACGGUACGUUGUAGCGGGCACAGAGUGUAUGGAUAGCAGCCACUUUAGAAACGCGUUGGUAGGUGGCAACUGAGAAAAGCGAAGACGACAGAAGACGGCGCAAAAACGAGUAUAGUACGACACCGGAAGAAACCGCUUGCUCACGUCCUAGACAGACGUGGUAGCAACGGAGAGCUGGAUAAUUUAGAUCAGCCGGCGGAUGUAACUAUAGCACUGUCAUAAGUUGCACCAAAAUCAUUAGCUAUCAUUUUUGGGUCUAUUUUCGCCGUAGAACAAGCGGGUUUAUGAGCUAUCUCGGAUCAUUCACCUUGCCUUCUAUAGCCACAAGCAACCUGAGCUUUCUGUGAGAUACCGUUAAAGGAACGUGUCAUCGAACCAGACGAGCUGAAUAAAUAUGCACAACGGUGUCAGCAGCGUGGAAGCGUAACCUAGAAAAACCUGAGAAGACGUCCAUAGCUCUAGGCACGGUCCUCAAUGGCAGACGCUUCCAGAUGCUUUAGAAGUUGACCUUGUUUCUUGUCGCUUCUUACCGAGCUAUUGCAUGCCACAAUUGCUGUUUGGAAGAAAGAGUGCAUAACUUAAUUCAAUGGAGUGAUACGUCGAGAAAUAGUUUACUUAAUGUAAAAAUAAUCGCUAACAUCACGACCCCUGUACCAUUCGUGCAGCCGCCAUUUUAACUAAUUAAAUUCACGCUAAAACAAGUCCGUCUUCCUUGUUUAUAUAGCGCUGUUUGGUUUUCGCUAAGCAGUCCGCCUGAGAAUUGGUUGCCUUUGCGACCACUGAUGUUUUUCCAAGGAGCCACUUGAAGUUUUGCCGGGGACAAUCCCAUCACAGUCAACAACUGUGACAAAGCGCGACGAGCAGAAAUAGAAGACAAGGGGUCUUCUUGUCGAGGCAGUAACAAGAUUGUAUAGUCGAAAUAUCUGCGCCGUUUUCGCUGUGUUUUUCGCCAAUACCGAGCAUUGUAAAUUACGCUCCGAGCGAUAUACGAACUCUUUGAUUCUAUGAGGUGCCUUGCGCUGCCGCUUGCAAUGGAACGCGUGCUACAGUCUUAACAAUUUGCAGCAACAGCUAUGCGUAUUAGAUGAUCUGCGAUGUGAUGAAGGGAGAAGAUCGACUUUAUACCGCCAUCAGAAUCUUCACUGCGACUCCAACUCCAUCUUGUCCUACGGAUUCACCGCGGCUGAGAGCUGCCAACACCAUUGUGCGCGCAGGACAACAUCAGUCGCCACGGGAAAAGCAAGGACCAGUGGAGUGAGGCUCAUUGUCUACUUAACCAGAGGGCUAAUGCCAGAGAAAACAAAGGAAAUCAUUCACAAAGAGUUACAGUCCACUCCCGCAAUCACCGGUUUACCCCUUCACAUCGCUAGUGGACCACACUCACUCAGGGGCUUGCCCGUCUGCACAGUGAUCUGCGCCUAUAUCAGAAUACGUAGUGUGUGGGUGCUCGGCAACAAGCUGGCUUUCACUACAGAGCGCGUCUGGUAAUAUCUAUUCGUUGAUAUAAUAUAGCAAAAAAAAACAUAACAAGACGUAAUUUUCUUCCCAGUUUUCUCGUACACGUAACCUGUAGUAUCUGUUGUGAUACACUGAAAGAUGCGUUUGGGUUCAGGUGUUUUUCUGAUGCAAGGUUAAAACCGAGCCCACGCAAAAAGCAUACUUGAAGCUCGAAAAAGAGAAAUAUCCCAGCUGUACUAGCCGCAGAGACUAGAAGCCGUAAGCUGAAGUUGAAAAGGGAAGGCGAAGAAUAAGCCUAAGCUGUUUCUCUGGGUGACUUGUCGACCAGCACUUCUGAUACAGUGUGUUGGUUGACGUCGAAUCGUAUCCUUCUGACUGGCUGGUUAUAAGAGACCUUGGCAGGUAUGCACCAUACGCAGGAUCCAUACAACGCAGGGCGCAAACACAUCAACGUAAAUCCACCUUUCCACUACUUCACAUCAAAGUGUCUAUGCUGAAAAUAUAUGGCUUAGGGUCGUGUUUACCAUUUGGUUUUCGUGCCUCUGAUUAAUCGACGCCAGCAAUUUUCUGGAUCAACUGAUAUCUGUGCCCCUUGUGCCCAUCAUCAAUUCGUAUGUUCAUAAUAAUUGCCAAUGACAAGUGAAGUACACGAAGUCUGUGAAUAAGCAAACCAAUGUGCGAGUAUUUAAGAAAAAGAAUAAGAAGAAGCAAAAGGAUGUCAUACGCGAAGUAAAACCUUUCGAAGGACAGAAGAAGUCCAGUCUACUUUGUUUCGUGAAUUUGUGCAACAAGUAUACGCCAUACUGAUGGAUAGCGGAAUAAAGUCAACCGAGUAUUUGUCGCCCGAAUCGUGACCGCCUCUGGGCUUUAGUGUUAUAUCUACUGCUGCUUCAACUAUUUGUAUAACAUUUUUCAUUAAUGAGAAUAAUACCCAUAAUAAUAAUAGUUUUGCAAGAACGGAGUUAACAAUUCGAUCGAAAAGGGAUUACAGAACGUGGGGCCCUCCCUGGUCGGAGGUAGGGUCACGCAUAUAAAAUUCGAGUGCAAUUGUUCCGAGCAUUAGCUACUUUUCAGUCACCGUCAAUAACAGCCAUCAGAACUCGAAGCACACAAGAUGUGGGGCUCGGAAAAACAUAUCCUUGAUGAGCCAGCGCUGGUUCAGUCGAUAUUUCUGAACGACCCCGGCCAGUUAGAGAGCGAAUUGGCCUCGUCGCCACAUCCUGACGGACCGAAUUGGCACGAUGAACAGCGGCGAACCUUGGUGCACGCAGCGGCUUUCUGCGGUAAUGUCCACAUCACACGGAUGUUGCUCCAAAAAGGUGCGCGGGUCAAUGCGAAGGACGUAUUUUGGAUUACGCCCCUACACCGAGUCUGCUGUCGUGAAGAAGUCCCGGGUGCGCGUGAGGAGGAGGCUCUCAAGCCAGACCUGAUGCAAGGCCUUGAUGUUGACAGACCCUUACCGCCUAAUCGGCGAAUUCUUUCAGGAGGAAACUUUCCUAGUCCGUAUAAGGAGCCCCAACCCCUUGUGACGAUCAGUCAUUUUACCAAUGGGGCAACAUCGGUAUCGACACCAAUUUCUGCGUCAAACGUUGUCGCUGGAUCAUCUACUGCCGUCAUCAACGGCAACGCUAGUUAUAAUCAUGAUCAAGCCUUGCUCGAUUGGAUUCUGGGUAAUGUACCUGACCAGUGCGGAGUGAACACUUCAGUUGAUCCACACAACCCACUGCUGAACGCCGGGGCAAUGCUUACGACUUUGUCGUCAGCGUCCUCACUGCCGCCGAACGGGCGAACAGAUCUCGGAGUUACAACCAACCCACCAAUGUCAUCUUCAUGGUCAGCAACGAAAAGCAACGGCAGCAAUGAAUGGUAUAAUAAUUGCGGCUUACCGAAUUCGUCACGCAACGAAAAUUCGAUCGUCGGUCUAGUUCGUUGUAAUUCACACUCGUUCCAGUCGCAUCCCUUAGCAUCGGCCACCACCUUCCAAACGCUCAAUUUGGCCGGUCUUGACGACGAGGAAGACUGGCCCGAUUACGGCGAAACGUGCCGAGUACUGCUCGAGGCUGGUGCCGACGUUAGCGCUAGAGAUAAACUGUGGCAAACACCUCUUCAUGUGGCGGCAGCAAACAACGCAUUGACAUGCGCCCAAGCGAUUCUCGCUCACCAGGAACGGCGACAGGCCGCCACGAACGGGUCAGCUCAUUUGAAAUUUAACUUUCUCGACAUAUCGGACAAGUUCGGUCGGACGUGCCUACACCACGCCGUAUUCAACGGACACGUGCAAAUGGCGAAACUUCUGCUCGAUCACGGCGCCAGCCCGGAUAUUCUCGAUAAGAAACAGCGGCGUCCCGCACACUAUGCAGCCUUUCUUGGGCACGCCGAUCUUCUACGCCUGCUUGCGCAACAUGGCGCCCAACUUGAGGUGUUCGACCAGGAUCGGCUCACGCCGUUACAUGCGGCCUGCGCCGGGGGACGGCCUGGCGCAGUUCAAGCGCUGUUGGCAAUGGGGGCUCGCCUCGACGUGCCCGACGGCCGAGGUAACACGGGUUUACAUAUAUGUUCGCUCAAUGGGAAGUCCGAAGUUGCAUCGUGCUUAAUCGCGGCCAGAGCGCCCGUAUCAGCCAAAAACGCGCUAGGCUAUACGCCACUUCAUUACGCAGCAGCCUCCACUCACGGAGGGACGUGCGUUGAGCUGUUGCUGGCGAUGGGCGCUUUAGUCAAUGCCAAAAGCGGAUCCGGACGAACGCCACUUCACAUGAGUGCCAUCCACGGGAGGGUCACAAGGGCCCAAAACCUCAUUAAUGCCGGAGCUCAACUCAACACGGCUGAUCGACAUGGUCUUACCACGUUACACAUCGCCGCUCGGUACGGCCACGAGUUGCUGGUCCAAUGCCUUUUAAAUCGGGGUGCUCAGGCGAGUCACACGGCUCGUGACGGAAGCAGUGCGCUGCAUCUGGCAGCGCUUUAUGGUCAUUCCGGCGUUUGCCAUAAGCUGGUGGCCGGAGGUGCCGAUAUUUUGGGACGAGACAACGCAGGCCGGACGGCAAUCCACUGCGCGGCAUUUGCCGGAAACCUGGAGCUGGUUUCCGAAUUUUAUAACUUCCUCGGGGAGCAAAAGGUCACUAAAAGUCUGUCCUAUGAUGUCAUAGUCGACUCGAACGGACGCACCCCUCUACAUUACGCCGUGGCAAAUCGGCAACAGCAUCGUGAUGUUAACUUACUGGCAUAUCUCAGCCACCGUUCGCCUCUCGACGCUGGACGUCCCGAUGUGGACGGGCGCACUCCGCUCCAUCUAGCCUGCGCCCUCCAGGACGAUCUAUACGUUAACUUUUUUCUUGGACUGCUCAAAGCUGACGAAUGGUGUAAACUUCUAGACGUCUCAGGUGCAGGCCCACUUCAUUAUGCGGCCCACGCCGGAAACGACAUGGCGCUCAAGACGAUUCUUUCCCAACUAUCGAAUGAUGAUAUUCGUACAAUCAUAGGUUGCCCUCCCAUGGCUCCGACACAAAGGCUUUCGCCCGUGGAGUUAGCAGCUCGCAGUGGUCAUCUUGAGUGUCUUCGCUUGCUCCUGGAAUACGCUAGCCAGUGCGAGGAGGAUAAUGAUGAACACGGUCGAGGGUCAGCUGCGCAGUCCUCAGCGUCGUCCGCUCAAAGGCCGGAUCUUGCUCUGAUAAUUGCUGCUAGACACAAUCGGGAGGAUUGCCUGUUAUAUCUGCUCAACUGCGGCCUGUACGAUGUGAACGUUAGCGAUCGACGGGGUCGCACUCCGCUAAUGCACGCGGCUAUGCGGUCGUCAAGUCAAACAAUUCGCGCCCUAUUAGAGCAAGGCGCCGAUGUUCGGAUGCGUGACAACCGGGGCCUUGGUGUACUUCACUAUGCGUUCAACAAUCCGGAAGCGACUCGCGAGUUGUUGGAAUCCGGGGCUCCGAUCCUCACUAAGGUAAAGGUGCCGUGCAAGAGUCCACUUCACCUGGCCGCACUUACUGGCAAUGCAAAGGUUUUGCAAGCUCUGGCUGAGGCUCUACAGGCAGAACUAGCCACAGACUCGAUGACGGCCAGCGUGACCGCUGCCAACGGUUUGUCUUUCGGUGGGCGUCGGUCGCUCUUGGCAUUACGAGACCCUCAGGGUUAUUCAGUUCUUCAUUAUGCCUGUUAUUCAGGAAAUCGCGAGUGUGUCACAUUAUUGUUGCGUCUGGCUGAGGAGGAGAUGAGCGAGGACGCAGAGAUGCACGUCGCCCCGCGAGCACACUUCAGUGAACUUCACUGUGCAGCGGGCCACCUUAACGGUGUAUCAUUAUUGGAAUCAUUGAUCAAACUGCUCGGAGGGCAGUCGGUCCAUGCCCGAGACGCCAGAGGACGCACUGCAUUACAUGUGGCUGCUAUUCGGGGAGUGUCGAGGAACUGCGACGCCCUAAUAGCACGCGGUGCCCGUGUCGACGAACGAGAUAACCUUGCCUGUACACCGUUGAUACUCGCUGCCCAAAAUGGACAGUGUAAUGUAAUCGAACUUUUGUUAUCCCGGGGUGCUGACCCGUUAGCCCAGGACUGUAAAGGCGCAACGGCGCUUCAUCGGGCUUGCUUGGCUCAUCAAGAAGCCGUAGUGCAAUUGUUACUUGAUAGACCCCACACGAUAACCGCUUUGAUACAGGCCGAUUCAGCUGGUCUUGGCACGCUAGUCAAUUUGGCAGAUAAUGAGGGCCGGACGCCCUUGCAUCUGGCCGCUCGCAACGGCCUUGUGUCCGCCACCCAGCUGCUCAUUCAGAAUGGGGCUGACGUUACAGCCAAGGAUCGAUUCGGCCACACACCGGCAUUGUGCUGCGCGACUAACGCUCAAGUUGCACGUUGUCUUAAGCUCAUCCUCGACGUAUCACCUUUGGCCUUUGCUGCCGGGACGGUUACGGGGCCCUCGGCCUGUCCAGAUAUGCCCAGUCCACCACUCAGUGAGGAGGAAGAGGAGAAUUUUACCCACUAGUCGCAAAAAGCAAACACUUUAAAAACAGGAUCAGCGUCUUUAAUCAGCGUUAUAUGUAUAAUUUUCUUCAAGGACAACAUUAUAGACUAUUCAUCACGACGACAAUUGCCCACAAUCUAUCGACUGCAACCUAAACAGAAUCCUCCCUGGAAAACGGAACCAAGGGUACGGCGUUAUAAAUGAGCAAAAUUGUACCUAAAACAUUGACACGUAUAACCGGCGCAAUCUUAAGCAUCCAGGGCUGUGCACGUCUCGAGACGAACUUCCCGCUGUUUUGCUUUGAAUGUAAUCGAUGGGCCAAGGGUGCGUCGAUUCAGAUUUCUGGAUAUUUUUUCAUUGAUAACAGUGAGAAUAAUAAAAAUAGCAAGAGAAAUAAAGCAAAACCUAAAAAAACGAUUUUAUAAAACGGGCCACAUUUUUAACAAGAAAUGAUUUGUGGUUACUGGUUUAAAUAUCAUAGAUUGAUCGGUGACCGAGUUUCGAGUGGGGAAACUGUUUAACACAAACGGCUUCGGGUCCAGAGCCCUCAGGAAGCUAUGCGUAAUCAGUCAAAUGAACGAAUUACUGUAACAUGUACGUGGGAACGUGUGUCGCGUGUUACCAUGGCCCUUCUGAGUUCCGAGGCGCUCUUAAUCUACUAAAGGUCUGUUCUUUUUAAUGAUGCACAGGAAAUUCAUCAGCGCAAUGCUGAGCGGACGAGUGUAAAAAGGUGAUAAUGUUUUUCUUGUCAGUCGAGUGUGAAAUGCUUCUUAUGUGUUAAACAAUCAGAUGCGUUUUUCAAUUGCGUAUCGGAUGAUCGCUACCACUUCACUGCUUCUACAGCUGGCAUAGUAUGUCCAUGAUGUAUAAGUUAGGAACGCGUCGACUUUGCCUGGCUAUACAGAAGCUCAGUACUGAUCCACCUAGCAGCUACUACGAUUAUCCUUAUAUACCAUGGACACCCACGUAACCAUUGAAUCUAUCAAAUAAUAGCCUCGUAUGCCAGUCCGUCCCGCAUAAGCAACGAAACAAAUACACACACAUCUCUACAUAAACAGAAGAAAAAUCGAACAAGCCAUUCAACUUCUCGAGACGGCUACAAAAGUUACCCCCUUUUUCAUAGAACCAUUGAUCCUGGGUGGAAAAUGGCGCGAUCCGUCGUGACCUCGGCGCGAUUACGCAAAAUCUACUAUGACAGUGCACCAAGGAACGAUACACGAACAAUGACGGCUGUUACCGAAUUCGUAUUUAAUAAGGUCGGCGUUGUUUAAUACGGUCCUUAUUAUUAGCGUAGACGACGCCUGUGACGCUUAUUAUUAACUUGUUCAAUGCAUCUACCCGCGCCAAAUGACAACGACAGCAGCUGUGAGUGCUGCAGUAAUGUUGACGUCAAAAAUGUCUCUCUUACGAUAACGAACGAAAAAUGCUCUUAAAAAGUCUAAUAAACAAUAGAUGUUACAGCAAAGGGGAUGAGCACCAAAAAAGAAAGUUUCCGUCUUGUCACAACUGCACGUUCGUUGUUAAGUCGUACAGACGGGCAGGUGGCGACCGAGAUAGUUUGCAUCUGUGAAGCCACUUGUGACGACACAUCCUUAAACUUAUGCAUGUACAUGCACUAACUAAGGUUAUACGAUUACUGUGUAUAUCAUAAUUAUUUCACUAUAACUGUGGUGUCUAUAUAUAUAUAUAUAUAUAUAUAUAUAUAUAUAUAUAUAUGUAGAAUCAAUCGUAUAACUGAUUCUAAUCAUAAUGAGCCAAACACUGUAGUGUUAUGAUAAAACAGUUAAAGUGUGGGGGUAGCAAGAGGUCAGGGUGUUCGAAAUGUGAUUCAGAGGAUGCCGAUCGUUUCUUUUUUGUAAGUUAUCUACGAGCAUAUUCCACCUGUGAUGGACUGCGGUGGGUGUCUAUGGUGGACACUGCCUAGACGACCCACUCGACUUUCGCUUUAUGAACGAGAAUAACGCAUGUAUAGGUUUUGCCCUUUGACAAACACUUUUGACGAAGAACUUGAAAGUAUUCAUUGAUAUGCCCUUCCUUGUUGCAAUCAUGUGAUUCAAGGAGAUGUCGCGGCAAAUGUACGGCAAGCGGCGGCCGAAACACCGCGCAUUGCAAUCGUUCGUGCUCGACGGAAACGACCGGUGGACCACUCACUUAUCAAAGCGUAUUUAUGGCCUCGAAGCCAAGGGGUGAGAACCGGUUAGGAGCCCUUCGCGUAAGGACGCUAUCGAGGACAGCAAAAACGAGAGUGUUAAAAAAAACUGAUCAUCAACUGCAAUUACAUCGACUACAACAGCAUCAAACUAGGUUGAGAUUAAUGAGAACAGCUAAAAGCAACGCUGCGAAAAUAUAACGGUGUCAUGACAGAAUAUAACGACGUAAACACGAGAAGACCGUCCAAACGUUGCCUUGCCUUGCCUUGAUCAGGGUUCUGAUCUCCAACUACAGUUUUAGUUUACAUAAUAUAGGGAAUUUAUUUUAAAUACAUUCAUCCAUAUACUUAGAUAACGUAUUACUAUUAUCAUACAUAUAUCUAACUAUAUCUGUAUUGGGUCAUUUGUUGUGUGCGAAUGAAGUAAUGAUGAUAACGAGAACUAAUCUCGCUACAAAUACGAGCAGAACUACUAUCACUAGUUUUAAUUAAAUAUUAUUGUUUUCGAUUAACUAUCAUACAUUUAGGUAGCAAUCGGAUCACGCGACCCAGUCUCGUCUUGCCAUUAUUUGAUAUCUUACGUGUUAUCUAUGAUAUAAUUAGAACGACGGCAAGAUCCGAAUCGUUACUGAAAUGGCGCUGCCGCAAUUGAUGAAACAGAAUCAUGAUAAUUACGGUAAAAGCUUGGAAAAACAAAGCAGAUACGACUAAUCUGUAGACAGACAGGUGGGCACAUCUGCGGCCUUUAGAAAAAUCAAAGGGGCAUCGUAUUGAGUUGUAGUGGAAGGUUUUCCGUUGUCCAAAAGUCAGUAUCGAAAUGAUUCUAUAACAACUCUAUCUGUUAAGAACAUUGCUGAGGAAGACACAUAACGAGGGGGCAAUAAUGAUUAUAAUCGUAUGCUGUUCUGCAUGAUCGAGAUGUUAGGAAGAAUACGAGCGACUGUAGACAGAACUUGAAUGCUACCGCCGGAUAACGUUCCGCGCAAUUUAAAUGAAGCAAAUAACAAACACAAAGCAUUGACGAGUAUCGAAUAAUAACAGAUAGUAAUUAUAGACCGCGAUCAGGUCCGCCAGCGCGUGAGCCUGGCGAAUAUCCACACUGAGAUGUUUGAUUGGCUAUUUGAAUUCUGCACCGUACGUCUAGUCGUCUGCUUUCGUAAUAUACUGCCCUUUCACUUUCUCUACGAAUAGGAUAGGACUGUAUGUAUUUGUAAACAAUGGAACCCUGUUUACUUGUUUUUUUAGCCAAUCUUAAAUCGAAAACGACGAAAUUUCACGCAGUAAUAGAGAUACUCAUGCAUAGUAAUCACUGUUUGAGGGGAGCGAAUAUAAAAGAAAAAGAUAGACAAGAAUUCAAUAGUGAGAAACAAAAUUCCUAAACGAUAAUCUACAAUCAUGUUUGCCAUCGUAAUUCAAUACGAGCUCGUCCCUGUCCGUUACCUAUUCCCACAGUCGUAUAGAGAUUUCAAAUAAUUACCUACAUCAUUGAAGAAGCCACACUGUUUCGGACCUUUUUUGGUUUAGGGAUCUAGGACAACGAUGAUGAACGACUGAUGUUGAUAAAAAAAAUAUAACUUGGCUUUUGUCGGAAGCCAUAUUGAUCAUCUACA
Molecule: messenger RNA, 12978 nt
Organism: Varroa destructor (honeybee mite)
Lineage: Eukaryota; Metazoa; Arthropoda; Arachnida; Mesostigmata; Varroidae
Molecular function (GO): protein binding
Source: RefSeq, a predicted model, not a curated record